Hibiscus syriacus is the source of this 2496-nucleotide messenger RNA. Its product is annotated as adagio protein 1-like. Bases 220 to 2049 code for a protein of 609 amino acids. Lineage: Eukaryota; Viridiplantae; Streptophyta; Magnoliopsida; Malvales; Malvaceae. The record is from RefSeq and is a predicted model, not a curated record. Gene Ontology annotation, biological process: circadian rhythm; response to blue light. Gene Ontology annotation, cellular component: nucleus; cytosol; SCF ubiquitin ligase complex. Gene Ontology annotation, molecular function: protein binding. The transcript is spliced from 2 exons.
UUCUUUCUUCCCCCUUCCCCUUUUACUUUGGCCUUUGGCUUAAAAAUUUUCACCAAAAAAACACCGCUCACCACUCAAAAAUAUAUCUGAAAUCCACAUCUCCCCCUUUCAGGACAUCUCCAAUUCUCUCUAGUAUCAUUCUCUUUCAUUUCCCCCUUUUAUUCAUCAGCUUCCAUGGGUUUCCCCCCUGGUUUAAGCCCUUCUUAGAGACUUGUAUAGAUGGAGUGGGAUAGUAAUUCCGAUCUGAGUGGGGACGAAGACGAGGGCUCCGUCUUCAACGUCGGCGACCCACUUCCUUUCCCUGUCGAAAACUUGCUUCAAACGGCUCCUUGCGGCUUUGUCGUCACCGAUUCUAUUGAACCCGACCACCCCAUCGUUUAUGUCAACACUGUCUUCGAGAUGGUUACUGGGUAUCGCGCUGAGGAGGUUAUUGGCCGCAAUUGCCGUUUCUUACAGUAUAGAGGGCCAUUUGCUAAAAGACGACAUCCUUUGGUAGAUUCCUCAGUAGUUUCAGAGAUACGGAGAUGCCUUGAGGAGGGUAUUGAAUUCCAAGGCGAGUUGUUGAACUUCAAAAAGGACGGGACUCCUUUGAUGAACAAACUGCGCCUUACUCCUAUAUAUGGAGAUGAUGCAAUAAUCACUCAUGUUAUUGGGAUUCAGUUCUUCACAGAAGUGGACAUUGAUCUAGGUCCAGUGCCCGUAUCUUCAAUAAAGCAAUCUAUGAAGUCAUCUGACCGUUCUCAUUCUGAUAUUUCUGCUUUUCGACCUGUAGUGGUUGGGGACCGAAAUGUGUAUCGUGGGUUUUGUGGGAUACUGCAAUUGAGUGAUGAGGUAUUAUCUCUCAAGAUACUUUCACGACUGACUCCAAGAGAUAUUGCAUCUGUUAGUUCCGUCUGUAGGCGACUAAAUGAAAUGACAAAGAAUGAGGACCUUUGGCGGAUGGUCUGUCAAAAUGCAUGGGGUUGUGAAACUACACGUGUUUUAGAGACGGUUCCUGGUGCAGAAAGACUUGGGUGGGGUAGGCUGGCAAGGGAAUUGACAACUCUUGAAGCAGCUGCAUGGAGGAAGCUUACCGUUGGAGGGGCUGUUGAACCUUCAAGGUGCAACUUUAGUGCGUGUGCUGUCGGGAAUCGAGUUGUACUUUUUGGUGGUGAAGGAGUAAAUAUGCAACCGAUGAAUGACACCUUUGUAUUGGAUCUAAAUUCAAGCAACCCAGAGUGGCAACAUGUCCAAGUGAGUUCCCCUCCACCUGGUCGUUGGGGUCAUACACUUUCUUGUGUGAAUGGGUCUCAUCUGGUUGUAUUUGGUGGCUGUGGAAGGCAGGGCCUACUCAAUGAUGUUUUCGUGCUAGAUUUGGAUGCAAAGUCUCCAACCUGGCGAGAGAUCUCGGGAUUGGCCCCUCCACUUCCAAGAUCAUGGCACAGCUCCUGUACUCUUGAUGGAACCAAGCUCAUAGUUUCCGGUGGUUGUGCAGAUUCAGGAGUACUUCUUAGUGACACUUUCCUGCUUGAUCUUUCAAUGGAGAAACCUGUCUGGAGAGAGAUACCAGUUGCAUGGACCCCACCUUCUCGUCUGGGUCACACACUGUCAGUAUAUGGUGGUCGGAAAAUAUUGAUGUUUGGAGGUCUAGCUAAGAGUGGCCCUCUCCGGUUUCGUUCUAGUGAUGUCUUCACAAUGGAUUUAAGUGAGGAGGAACCGUGUUGGAGAUGUGUAACUGGUAGUGGCAUGCCUGGUGCUGGAAAUCCUGGGGGAGUAGCUCCACCUCCGAGACUUGAUCACGUUGCCGUGAGCCUUCCCGGUGGAAGAAUUCUCAUCUUUGGUGGGUCUGUCGCUGGUCUUCACUCCGCUUCCCAACUUUAUAUCCUGGACCCAACCGAUGAAAAACCUACAUGGAGGAUACUGAAUGUGCCCGGACUGCCACCUAGGUUUGCUUGGGGGCAUAGUACUUGUGUUGUCGGCGGAACAAGGGCUAUUGUACUCGGUGGUCAAACAGGCGAGGAGUGGAUGCUAACCGAGCUCCAUGAACUAUCGCUUGCCAGGAAUGUCUGAUUACCUGCAGUCCUGACCAAAAGAUGAUUCUGCAGAUGCAUAUAAUAUAUGUUAUAAAAGAGUCGCGGUUCGAAAAACAAGAGUCCACAAGAUGAGAUUGAAUUCUGAGAACAAACUGGAUUGGUGAACAUCCUUAGAAAAUAACAAUCCUGACAAACAUUCUUCUGGUCGUGUGAAACAUGUUCAUGUCCCGAGGCUGUUCUGGUCCUGCUGGCUGGCACGACAGGGGCAAAACUCGGAAACGAUUGGCUUGAAACAUGUUUGGUUUUUUUGUAAGGUUUGGUAUGAGCCGUCUAACAAUGCUCACAAUGGUUUAUUAUUGCUUCUUAGGAUGCUAGUAUUUGAUACAGAUACUGAAACAAGUUAGGUUCUUUAUAUAUUUUAUUAUACUAUAUAUAUUUGUAGGCUCUGUAAUUAAGAACAGAGGAUGUUGCAUGUUUAUAUUAA